This is a messenger RNA of Sceloporus undulatus (fence lizard), 5634 nucleotides long. It is a transcript of the gene DNM1L, whose product is annotated as dynamin 1 like. Bases 111 to 2321 code for a protein of 736 amino acids. The record is from RefSeq and is a predicted model, not a curated record. Gene Ontology annotation, cellular component: mitochondrion; cytoplasm; microtubule. Gene Ontology annotation, biological process: mitochondrial fragmentation involved in apoptotic process; mitochondrial fission. NCBI's taxonomy places the organism in Eukaryota, Metazoa, Chordata, Lepidosauria, Squamata, Phrynosomatidae. The transcript is spliced from 20 exons. Gene Ontology annotation, molecular function: microtubule binding; GTPase activity; GTP binding.
UGCCGGGAGCGAGCGGGGCUAGAGGCGGCGGCGGCGGCGGCGGAGGAGGAAGGCGCCUGAGGGAGCGUCCUUCUUCCUCCAUUCAUUGCCCUCGGCUUCAGGGCGCCGCCAUGGAGGCGCUGAUCCCGGUCAUCAACAAGCUGCAGGACGUCUUCAACACGGUCGGGGCGGAUAUCAUCCAGCUGCCUCAGAUCGUGGUGGUCGGGACCCAGAGUAGUGGCAAAAGUUCUGUACUGGAAAGCCUGGUUGGGAGGGACCUCCUCCCCAGAGGCACAGGAAUUGUCACCCGGAGACCCCUCAUCCUACAGUUGGUACACGUCUCGGCAGAGGAUCGUCGGAAUACAGCUGGAGAUGAGAACGACCCUGCAACAUGGAAACAUUCAAGGCACCUUUCUAAAGGGGUUGAUGCUGAAGAAUGGGGAAAAUUUCUACAUACGAAAAACAAGCUUUAUACAGAUUUUGAUGAAAUUAGACAAGAAAUAGAAAAUGAAACUGAAAGGAUUUCUGGAAAUAAUAAGGGAAUCAGUCCCGAACCUAUUCAUCUAAAAAUCUUUUCACCUAAUGUUGUCAACUUGACACUUGUAGACUUGCCAGGAAUGACAAAGGUACCUGUGGGUGAUCAACCAAAGGAUAUAGAACUUCAGAUCCGAGAACUAAUCCUUAGAUUCAUUAGUAAUCCAAAUUCAAUUAUUCUGGCAGUCACUGCUGCCAACACAGACAUGGCCACCUCUGAGGCACUUAAAAUAGCACGAGAGGUGGAUCCAGAUGGCCGGCGCACCCUUGCUGUUAUCACAAAGCUGGAUCUCAUGGAUGCUGGCACUGAUGCUAUGGAUGUACUUAUGGGAAGAGUGAUACCGGUUAAACUUGGCAUCAUUGGUGUAGUGAAUAGAAGUCAAUUAGAUAUUAACAAUAAGAAGAGUGUGGCAGAUUCAAUUCGUGAUGAAUAUGGUUUUCUCCAGAAGAAGUAUCCCUCCUUAGCCAACCGGAAUGGAACAAAGUAUCUUGCUAGAACCCUCAACAGGUUACUCAUGCAUCACAUCAGGGAUUGCUUACCAGAACUAAAAACUAGAAUCAAUGUUUUAGCUGCUCAGUAUCAGUCUCUGUUGAACAGCUAUGGUGAACCUGUGGAUGACAAGAGUGCCACGUUAUUGCAGCUUAUCACCAAAUUCGCCGCUGAAUAUUGCAACACCAUUGAAGGAACAGCAAAAUACAUAGAGACUUCUGAACUGUGCGGUGGAGCUAGAAUUUGCUACAUUUUUCAUGAAACUUUUGGACGUACUUUAGAAUCUGUUGAUCCACUAGGUGGCCUUAACACCAUUGACAUCUUGACAGCCAUUAGAAAUGCUACUGGUCCACGUCCUGCCUUGUUUGUGCCUGAAGUUUCAUUUGAGCUGCUAGUAAAAAGGCAGAUCAAACGUCUGGAAGAGCCUAGUCUGCGAUGUGUGGAGCUUGUCCAUGAGGAAAUGCAGAGGAUCAUUCAGCAUUGUAGCAAUUACAGUACACAGGAAUUGCUGCGGUUUCCUAAACUCCAUGAUGCCAUUGUUGAGGUUGUAACCAGUCUUUUACGUCGGAGACUGCCAGUUACAAAUGAAAUGGUUCACAAUUUGGUAGCCAUUGAGUUGGCCUAUAUAAAUACCAAACAUCCAGAUUUUGCAGAUGCCUGUGGCUUAAUAAACAACAACAUAGAGGAGCAGCAAAGGCGGAACAGAUUAGCCAGAGAGAUGCCUCCUGCUGGGUCACGCGACAAGUCUACUAAGCCUCCUGGUGCUUUGGCACCCUCCUCCCAGGAGACCUCUACUGCUGGUUCUGCUGAGGUUGAUGGCAAGACAUCCCCUGCUAUGGGAGAAGGAGCUCCAGAAUCUGGAACAGGCAACUGGAGAGGAAUGCUGAAAACUUCCAGAGCAGAGGAGAUAUUAGCUGAGGAAAAAUCAAAACCAGUAACAGUACUGCCUGCUAGCCCUCAAAAAGGCCAUGCUGUAAAUUUGCUGGAUGUGCCUGUUCCUGUUGCACGCAAGCUUUCAGCCCGAGAGCAGCGAGACUGUGAGGUGAUUGAACGCCUCAUCAAAUCAUAUUUCCUAAUUGUGAGGAAGAAUAUUCAAGACAGUGUGCCAAAAGCUGUGAUGCAUUUUCUGGUUAACCACGUGAAAGACGCUCUUCAGAGUGAAUUAGUGGGACAGCUGUAUAAGGCCUUAUUGCUGGAUGAUCUUUUGACUGAAUCAGAAGACAUGGCUCAGCGCAGGAAGGAGGCUGCUGACAUGUUACAGGCCUUGCAACGAGCCAGUCAGAUUAUUGCUGAGAUUCGAGAGACACACCUUUGGUGAAGGCUUCUCCACUUGAAGAAAUUGAUGAGUUUAAAAUUGCUAGACAUUAUAUUAUAUACUCAUGAACUCCUACGUGUACUGCAGUAUGUAUAAAUCUGUUCAUGUAAGACAUUUGGUUUGGCUUUCUACAGACAGAAAAGUAUGCUGUAUUUUGCAAAACGAGUCCUAUUUUAUCACCGUUUUCCCUACCAGUUCCCUGGUGCAAAGGACAAGUCUGUUCUCCUAUAAGGAACUGGACUGAAUUAAACGGGGGAAAGAACCAUGUAAAAUUCCAGUGCCUGGCUUGCUAAAUGAGUUGCCUGUGGAUAGGAUGAACAAUGUUGUAUUGUGAUGUAGCUUUUCCAGCUGCUUUUGCAAGAUAAGUUUUCACCCAUGAAGAAAGGACACAAUUAUAUUUUCUUUAUUAUAAAUUAAACUGCAUGCAUUCAGAUCUCACACAGAUAAAUGGCACAGUAGAAAUACUGCCUUAUAAUUUAUGUAAUGUGUGGCCUCAUGUUUUAGAAUUUUAAGGAAAUAUUUGGUUAACUUCCAAGCUGCAUUGGUGGAUUUUACUUUAGAUGAAAUCUGGACUAAUUUAUAAAUAGGUAUUCUGCUAAGAGGCAGUUUCAUACAAGAAGCAAUCAGAGUUCUCAAGUACCUCUGACUCCCCAUCACGUUUUGGCUAGGGACUGGACCAAGACCCUGGGACCAUCCAUUUAAUUUUCAAAUUAAAAAAGAAGCAGCAUUAAAAAUCACAGAGGUCAUGUUUUUCUUAAAUAAAUGUGGAAAAUAAACAGCAGUACAUUUGCAAGAACAAACAAAAUAAACAUACUACUGUAUAGAAUCUUUACACAACACUUAAGCAAAGGAAGGUAUCUAUCAGAUUAAUUUAUAGUUUUGUAGUCCAUUAUUAUGCUGUCACUUUUUUUGUACACAUGAUAAAUUUAACUUAUUUGUUUCAUAAAAUGCACAUUGGUUCCUAAAGGUUUUAUGAUUUUGACGUGCACCAAGGAGUUGUGUCAAAAAUAAGCUUGUUUUGACCUGCUUACAAGAGUCACAUUACCCAUGCUCAACUUCUGUGCUUAUGGAGAAAACCUGUGGGCUUCAUACAUAUGGCACAUGUUUUUAUCCACACAACAUGCUAAAAAGAGAAACUGAUGUUCUGAAACACUUAAUUUAUUUUAAUGAGAAUAUGCACUGACAGGUUGAAGAACUGAAUUGUAUUUUUUGGUCUUAAAUGUAUCUCUGCAGUUGAACCCAUACCAAAAAUGCAUACCUAGAAUCAUUUUAAUCUUGCGACAAUAAAAUUCUACUUGAGGGCCACAUCUAGCAUUUUGGAAAAUUUGUUGGGGCAAGAUCAAUACUAAACUCAGUAUACCAUCUCUCUGAGGAAUAACAGUUUAUCUCAUGGAAUCCAGUAAACCUGUACUAGUGUCUGACAACUGAGAAUAACAUCUUUACAUUAUGUGUAACUUUCCUGAUACCUGCCUUAUCAUCCUCCCCCUUCAAAUAAUACUCAGUCUGAGUAUAUGCAGAGUAGAAAAGAACAGUUUGCCUUAUUUGUGAGAUAAUUUCCAGCAAAUAUUUUUGCGCCUAUCCUAGUUUCUCCUUUGGGUGUGAUACUGCAGAGACUAGGGAUGUGGCUUUCCAUGACACUAACUCCCUCAGUCAAGCCACAAGGUUGGGGUGAGGGGGACAGAGAUGAUUCCUUGUCUCAAAAAUAGUUGGACCCCCUCCCUGUAGUUGCCUUCUCAUUUGCCCGGGUCUCCUGCCUCUAUCUUUGGCCCAUUUUGGGCUCAGUAAUGGUGGGAUGUUUCCUCACCCACCAACUCCAGGGAAUCCCCACAGAUCUGUCUCCAUUCUGACUUCAGGGAGGCUGCUGUGUCUCUGGAAGGACUGUGACUUCCCUCCUCACCCUGAGCUAAUCUGGGCAUGUCUUAUCAUCCAUGUGGUCUCUCAGCACUUGACCGGGGGUGAGAGAGAGAGUCAUAGGUAAUUAAUAGACCUCAAUAGCAAGGCAAAGAAGUUUAGAGACAAAGGCAAGAAAUGGCUGGGGUUUUUAAGUGAGAGACAGACCAAUCAAGCGGAGCAAACCUGAGUGCAUUCUAUCAGAGCAAAAACAAUACUGGCCUGCAAGGAGAGCUAUUCUCCUUAGUGGAUAAUCAGAGAAGAUUUCCUGCCCAUUAGAGUGAAUGGAAAGAGCAGCCCAUACCACGAUGUGUCUCCCUUCACUGCUGGGAAAUUAUUGCGGUUAUCUAAUUAAGCUUGAAUAUUAAUUUUAAUUUGUCUCAUCCAUAUGAAAGGGGAUGGCUUUGUCAGACUACUAUUUUUUUUAGAAAAAAAGAAAGGUGAACUGUGUAUACUUGCUGGUUAUUGGAUGUACACCCAAAUCUGUUCAAAGGUUCAUGUGUCAUCUAGUUGUACAUUCUGUAAAGCAGGUGUGUGGAAAAUACAGCCGACUUGGGGACAUUUUUGUGAUCCCCCCCAAAUAUUUUAACCUCCUACUUAACUUUGUAAAAGGCUUAUUUGUCGUGGCAUAAAUCAGUUCAGAAUUGCCCCAUACCCCUCCUCAAAGCACAUGGUGGCAGGUGCUGCCUUCUAAGGGCUCACCCUCAGAAAGCUAUUCACCUCUGAAUUAAAGGCAUGCCCCUUAAUAUUAUUCUUCAUUCCAGAUACAGCGGUAGAUAGUAAUAUUAACACUGAUACUGUGUUCCUCUAGCUUGGUUGUGACUUGUAUGCCAAAUAGAUUUUGAAGCUCAUAUUGCCCUUCAAAGGAUCAGAGUUUAAAGAGUAAGUUGCAGAGAGCUCUGUACCAGGUUAUCUAAGUCCUUUUUGUGUUUUAAAAUAUGGUAAAGCUCCAUCUUCCUAGAUUAUGAAGCACAAGCCUUUACCGGUGUAGGGUUAGGCUCAAGAGUGUAGUUGAGUUUCCAAUCAGCCUUAGCAGUUUAAAUUUAUAUAGUUGCAGUGUGGAUUUCAGCAAUAACUGAACAAAUUUUAAAUAGCAAUGAUUAAUGCCAUGUCUGUACUAGCACUCUAAAUGUUACAGGUAUAGAAAAGGAAAAACAGGGUUUUAAAUUUAGCAUGCUAUGUACAUAUUGGAUAGAUUUAAGGUCAUCUGGGUGUGACAUCAUUUACAGUGCUCUUCCUGUCUUUAGUUGACUUAUGCACCUUGUCUAACAGCCAUGUAUCUUGCCAAAUUUCAAAAAUCAGUCUAGUGCAAUCUAUGUUAUAUUAGAACUGGUAAGAAUGGUGAAGCUCUUCAACCUAUAUAAACACAAGAUUAGACAAUGUACCAACGAGUAUUGUAAAUAAAUCUGAUUGUGGUACCAUGAUA